This is a messenger RNA of Guillardia theta CCMP2712, 876 nucleotides long. RefSeq lists its product as hypothetical. Gene Ontology annotation, biological process: protein phosphorylation; MAPK cascade. Gene Ontology annotation, molecular function: MAP kinase kinase activity; ATP binding. Bases 1 to 876 code for a protein of 291 amino acids. The transcript is spliced from 10 exons. The record is from RefSeq and is a predicted model, not a curated record. Lineage: Eukaryota; Cryptophyceae; Pyrenomonadales; Geminigeraceae.
AUGACCGGAUUUUCGGUACAGGUCCCGACCAAGCCUAAUGGGGAGUGGGAUCCUUGUGGCCUUGGGACGAGUGGCAUUGUAACUAAAGCCUACAAUAGCGCGGACUACUCUCCUGUUGCUCUGAAAGUGAUUCCUGUCACUCUCCGUGAUGAGGACAGGAUGUCUGUGCUCCAGCAGCUCGUUGAACUUUACAGCUCCGCUCACCCGUCCGUUGUUGCAUUUUUCGGAGCGGAUUAUUUUCCAGACAGAAGUUCUAUUAUUAUUGCAACGGAAUUCAUGGAUCUCUAUUCACUCAAGGACAUCGUUUCUCGGACUGGGCCUAUUCCUGAGCAUGAUAUGCUUGCGGAUUUUUGUUGGAGGGUCUACGAUAUUUACAUAAGGCAACUUCUUCCAGUGCAAGAAAGAAAGCUCAUACAUAGAGAUAUAAAACCUUCAAAUAUUCUGGUGAAUAGCAUGGGACAGUUUAAAGUUUCAGACUUUGGGAUGUCAACACAAUUGAAAAAUACUCUAGAUCCUGCAAACACGUGGGUUGGAUCAACAACUUACAUGUCGCCGGAAAGAAUAGCAGGAUUACAAUAUGUGUACAACAGCGAUAUCUGGAGUCUCUCUCUCUCCUUGGUGGAGUUGAGUACGGGGAAGUUUCCAUAUGAUUGCUCGGGAGUUGCAAAGAGGAUGGAGUUGAUGUUUUUGCUGGACAGUUUCAUUGCGGCGUCGCUGGUGAAACGGGUUGAAGAGCGACCGAACGCAGAGCAGUUGCUCAAUCAUCCCUUCGUGGCUCGCUAUGCGGGAGCUGACAUCUCAGACUGGCUGGCAAACACUCUGGACGUUAUGCAGGUUCCGCCCAGUCAGUACCAACCUCAAGGACGAGGGCACUGA